AUGGAUGCGCCGUUAGACGGGCUGGCCUGUCUGCACUUUGCCUUGAUUUAUAUCGAUGACAACGGCAAGCUGCGUUUCGAAGCAUCGCCUUCGAUUGCGAAUAGCUGCCAGACGAUUUUGUCACCAAAUGUGACCGAAAACUUCCUAAGAGCCGUGGCCCUGGCUGGGAAAGGCGACUCGAAUAAACUUCUAGAAGGGUCGAGAGGCCGAAGUCCUUUGUCGCCAGAGUCUCCUAAUAGCAAAUCUAUGUAUAAUCCCACCCCAGAGCCUUCGUCAAACAAGCGGAAACGGGUGUCCCAUGAAUGCCUUGUGCCAAUGAGCAUAACCUGCCACCAAAAGACCAUGCUUCCUAUUCGCGACGCCAGUAUACUCCGGAGAUACUAUGAGAAGGCCUUCGAUGGCCUACAGCAGAUCAACUGUCGUAUUCUUGCCAAAGCAUAUAUCAAGCUUGUUGAGCCCCGCAAGCAGGUCAACUAUCCUUACAAUGGACGCAAGAUCAUUUCUGGCACUUCCCAACAAUUUGACCCCGAGCUCACCAAGCCCGCCUGGUGGCCGGCGGGUGUCACCCACCGAGAGCCUGACCACCUUCUCAAGAAUGAUCGAGUUCGACUCCUGGUGCACAUUCUUUGUGAAUUGCGCGAAAGCCACGGUAUCUGCGUCGAGAAACUCAAAGAAGCGGACCAAGCCGUGCGUCGGCAAAUUGCACCCGUUGAACGGUUAGCCAUACUCGAUGAGAUCUACCACGUUCGAGAGGAGGAAGAACGGUAUUUGGAUGGCCGAACGGACGGACCCAUGGUUGUAUGUGUAUCACGCGUUCAUCUCCCCGAGCAGCUCGCAGACAGCCAAUCCAUGGGCUCCCCGACUAGCUCAUCCAUGAAGGACGGCCUCAACCCAGUGUAUCGCAAAGAAAUCCCCGACCUGGAGUCCCAUACCUCCGUCUUCCCUUCCACCAACAGCUCCCCUGUCAUAUCGAAAAGCAGCAGCGGCACCAUCACCGCCACCACCAACCCAAACACCAGUCCCGCGAAAUCCCUGGAGCCCUGCAAAGGCCCCAGCGUUCAGGUAUCAUGGGACAGCAGCACUCCGACUUCAUCAUAUGCACCCCUCAGCGGUAGCAACACCCUGAAGCGGCCUCGCGAGGGGGACAGCACGACCACAUAUCCGCUCGACCUGGCCAGCGGCUCCAUGUACCACCACCACGAACCAUCCUCCCUCGACGCCAGCACGUACCCGCUCAAAUAUUACCCCCACACCCAGGCGCAAACGACGCUGCCUGUAAUCGGACUAUCGAGCACCGAUCUGGGAGGCUGCCCGAACCCAUAUUAUUUUAAUUAUUGA
Molecule: messenger RNA, 1338 nt
Organism: Aspergillus homomorphus CBS 101889
Lineage: Eukaryota; Fungi; Ascomycota; Eurotiomycetes; Eurotiales; Aspergillaceae
Product: DUF2841 domain-containing protein
Exons: 5
Coding region: 1-1338 (445 amino acids)
Source: RefSeq, a predicted model, not a curated record